AUGAAAUCAGCUUUGGCCACCUUGGGAAUUGCCCUUCAAUUUUUUGUGGCAUCCGUUCACGGCCUUCUGGGCCCUCAAAUCCAGUUAUCCGGUGGAGACACCAUCAUCGGUAGCUACGAACUCGAUAACAACCUUGAAUCUUACUUGGGUAUUCCUUUUGCGGCUCCACCCAUCGGAGAUUUGAGAUUCAAGCCGCCCCAGCCAUAUACCGGGAGCUUGAACGGCUUCAAUGCCCUGACCUACGGUCCAUCGUGUCCUCGAAUGAACCCAGUGGCGGAAUUCGUCCAUACCAUUCCAUCGGAGAUUGCGAGCUUGGUGAUGCAAUCUCCGUUGUUCAACGAAGUCUAUCCCCAGUCUGAGGAUUGUUUAACCCUCGAUGUGUACAGAAAGAGAGGUCUCUCGUCUACCGCGAAGUUGCCAGUGAUGUUCUGGAUUUUCGGUGGUGGUUUUGAACAAGGUGGUUCCAGAGAUUACCACCCACAACACUUGAUGGCGCAGGGAGCCCGCCAAGGCCAAGACUUUAUCUACGUCUCUGUCAACUACAGGCUCGCUGCCUUUGGGUUUUUGGGAGGAAAGGAGGUUAAGGCCGAGGGUAGUGGCAAUGCUGGGUUAUUGGACCAGAGAAUUGCCUUACAAUGGGUUGCCGACAACAUUGCUGCGUUUGGUGGUGAUCCAGACAAGGUCACCAUAUUUGGCGAAUCGGCUGGGUCCAUUUCCGUGGGCCACCAUAUGGUUGCAAACAAUGGUGACAACACCUAUAAAGGCAAGCCAUUAUUCAGAGCCGCUAUCAUGCAGUCUGGGUCUGUUCUUCCAUCUGACGACAUUGAUUCGGCAUACCCACAACAGAUCUUUGACGCUGUAGCCAAUGCUGGUGGUUGCGGUACCGCCUCCGACAAGUUGGCAUGUUUGAGAGGUCUUUCUUACACUGACAUGCAAGCUGCGAGCAACUCUGUUCCUGCAAUGUUUUCCUAUCUGUCAUUGAAGUUAUCCUACAUUCCAAGACUGGACGGUGGUUUUAUUCCCUACCAGCCGAUGCAGAUGGUUGCCGAUGGAAAGUACGCGAGAAUUCCGUAUAUCAUUGGAGACCAAAAUGAUGAAGGGACUGUUUUCUCCCUCUCUAGCUUGAACGUGACCACUGAUGCCGAUGCAACAGCGUAUUUUAAAAAUAUGCUCUCCGGAAUCCCGUCCUCCUUGAUGGAUCAGUUCUUGACGUUGUACCCACAGAAUGUCACCCAGGGUUCUCCGUAUGGUACCGGUAAGAAUGAUACGUUGUCGCCUCAAAAUAAGAGAAUUGCAUCUUUACUCGGUGAUAUCGUAUUCCAAGCCCCGAGAAGGUUUAUGCUAAACCACACUCCAGACGUUACCAGAUACACCUUUAACUCUCAGCAAUUAAGGGGUCUCCCAUUUAUCGGUACGUUUCACUCAAAUGACAUCAUCUGGCAAUACCACAUCACCGGUUCUGGGUCCUUGAUUUACCGUAAUGCGUUUAUUUCGUUUGCCAGUACCUUAAGUCCUAACAAAGGUGGCUUUCAUACCUUAACACAUUGGCCACAGUACCAGAACACUAACGCUCUUACCAACAAUAUGAUGUAUAUCGGCCGUGUGUUUCUUUCCACCGGAAAGGAUAACUACAGAAAGGAGCAGAUGAGCUUCCUCAACGAUAACUACCAAGAUAUGUUGACUUAA
Molecule: messenger RNA, 1686 nt
Organism: Babjeviella inositovora NRRL Y-12698
Lineage: Eukaryota; Fungi; Ascomycota; Pichiomycetes; Serinales
Exons: 1
Coding region: 1-1686 (561 amino acids)
Source: RefSeq, a predicted model, not a curated record